Zea mays is the source of this 1989-nucleotide messenger RNA. Its product is annotated as DNA-directed DNA polymerases. Lineage: Eukaryota; Viridiplantae; Streptophyta; Magnoliopsida; Poales; Poaceae. Gene Ontology annotation, molecular function: DNA-directed DNA polymerase activity. The transcript is spliced from 8 exons. Gene Ontology annotation, biological process: nucleotide-excision repair, DNA gap filling; DNA replication; DNA synthesis involved in UV-damage excision repair. The record is from RefSeq and is marked predicted. Bases 144 to 1679 code for a protein of 511 amino acids. Gene Ontology annotation, cellular component: delta DNA polymerase complex; nucleus.
CGCGCGCCCUGUUCUUCGUCUAUCUCUCUCCCGACUCGGAAGGAAACCCUAGGCGCCACGCUAGGGUUCUCGAACCUUCGCUCCCCACCCCCCGAUUCGGAAGCCCUAGCCUGGAAGGUUCCGGGACCUUCUGGCGCGGGAGGAUGGCGGUCGUGGACCAGUCGCUGCUGCCCCAGAUCCAUGCCCUCUUCUCCGACCCGCUUCGCGUGGUUUCGUACAAAUGGCUCAGUCGGAACUUCUCUGUGUCAUCAAAUGAUGCCAAGAGGUUGCUUCAGGACUUUGUCAACAAACAUGGAACUGACCUCCAAGUGAUUUACAGUGUGUCGGGGUGGUUGAAGAGCAAUCCCCAAAACUAUUGUGUAAAGCUCAUUUCAGGCCCAAAACUUGAAGAAGCAAGGCAAAUUUUCAAAGAUUCUUGUUCAGUUCAGAUCUACAGUAUCCAGGCCUGUAUUCCAAAAGAUACAGCUGUACUUUGGAAUCCUGAAUUUGUGCAGGCAGAGGAGCUUUUCAACCAGCCUUUUGAUUAUGAGAACUGUUUGAGAGAUAAUAGGUUUUGUGGUGUUUUGAAUUCUUUUGUCAAGCGAACAUCCAAUGGAAAGCAUGUGAGUUCAUUGCCACCAAAGCCCUUGAAUAGUGCUGCAGCCGCCGCGCAGUCUAAGCCUAGUGUUACUCCAAAGGAGCAGUUUGUUACUGCUCGACGGCAAGAUUUGCCUGUAAGUUCAAAGCAGGGAGCAGACACUAAGUCCGAGAAGGAUAAUUCCACAGUAUUAGAUAAGGCUGGCAAUGGUCCUGUUGUCAAAGAACAAUCAGUUGAUGCCCAUGCAAGCAAAAGUAAAGCUCAAAAUGGAAAGGCCAUGCCUAGUAAUGGUGGAUCACUGGCUAACAUGUGGGGCCGUGCAUCAGCAAAACCUAAGCCUCCAAGUACCACUAAUUCUACAGCUGUAGCAAGUGUUGCAGCUACUGCUGAUGCACAAAUUUGUGCAAAGGAAGAAGCAGAUGGAAAUAGCAGCGAUGAUGAACAUGGGAUAAAGUACAAGAGGGGAUCCACUAAUGCAAAUAACAGAAAGAGAAGAGCGGUAUUUGAUUAUUCGGAUGAUGAGGAAGAUGACAAUAUUGUAAGCAUUGCAUCUCCUGAGCUACCAAAACAGCAUACCCCAGACCCUGUUGUUGGAAUUGCUGAAGACGCUGAAGUAAAUCAAAAGAACUUGGAAACUGAACACCAUGUACCAAACAAUGGGAAAGGUUCCUCAACGGGGGUGGAUUCUGACUUCACAUCUGAAUGUAAAAUCAAAACGAUCGAUCCUAUGAACGAUUCUGGGAUUACUUUAAAAGAAAAGAGCAGUGAUCCUCCAAUCAAUGACAAGAAGCAGGAUUCUGCUGCUGAGCCUGCCUCCACCUCACCAAAGAGGAGAAAGGUUUUGAAGACACGCAUAGAUGAGAGGGGAAGGGAAGUUACCGAGGUUGUCUGGGAGAAUGAAGCUUCUGCAGAUGACAAGGCAGAGCAGAAUGUCAACACUAUUGAUGCGACUGCAAGCGGGGCGACUGUCCCAAGCAAACCGAAGCCCGCAACAAACGCUGACAAAAGCAAAGCUCCAAGCAAAACAGCAGCAGGCAACAAGAAAGCUGCGAAGGCUGGAGCCAAGCAAGGGAGCAUUAUGUCGUUCUUCAAGAAAGCAUGAGCCAGCGGGGGGUGCGCAUGCACCAAAAUGAGACAGGACUUGGUUAAGCAAACUGGCAGUGGCAGUUAUACCUGAACAUUGUCAGUCAGGCCGGCGAGCAAGAAGGGCUGCUCCAAGCAGGCGACCGUUAGCUGUAUCGUUUGUUUUAGCUAGCGUAGCGAUGGUUGAGUCAAGCAGCAGAGAGCACGCAUUCUAGCUGAGGUAGUACUAUCUUGCUGAAGAUGUACACGUACACAUAUACAAUAACUGUUGUCUACUGUGCUGUCUAGAAGAGUAAAGGUCCAAGGUGGAAGGGCGGAACAGUUUGAGU